This is a messenger RNA of Suillus plorans, 1041 nucleotides long. RefSeq lists its product as uncharacterized. Bases 1 to 1041 code for a protein of 346 amino acids. The transcript is spliced from 6 exons. The record is from RefSeq and is a predicted model, not a curated record. NCBI's taxonomy places the organism in Eukaryota, Fungi, Basidiomycota, Agaricomycetes, Boletales, Suillaceae.
AUGGCCCAAGGGAUGUCUGCUGAAGAAGCCUUCUACGAUCCUCCACCGCCUUAUCCAUCCCAAGAACGACGCUCACGCGCGACUCGACAUAGUCGGAGGCAUCGCUUACCAGCGCCAUUAUCACCGCAGCCUCCACCAGAUUCAGAUCGUACUUCGGGAUAUAUUUCCCCUCAAUUAUCAGUUUCAACUCAUUCGUUCCCUCGGAAUGAGGAUGCCACAGAGCAAACGCCACUACUUGGUGAUUUUCUGCCAGGCUCCGCCCAACGUUCGUCGGGGCGCCAGAGGACAUAUUCGCAGUCGAGCACAAUUGUUUCGUCCAAUUCGUUUGCGCCCUCUCUAGCGCAAACAGUGCUUUCCCUGCUCCAUUCUGAUCCAGAUAUCGAAUCUGACGUUGACAUAUAUGAGGCGAUCGGGGAUGACCGUGACUACCCCUCGCACCGGUGGUCGCCGUUUUCGCGGCGCUUCUGGUCUCGUUACUUCCGACCCAUGACUCGCAGAGCAUACCAUGCAGCCGUAUUCCACCUUCUAGUGCUCAAUUUUCCCUAUGCCCUGCUUGCAUGGGUUUACCUUUUUGUAUUUACUUUGACUGGUACAACAUUAUUAAUUGCCUUACCUUUGGGUGCUCUCCUAUGUUUCCUCAAUUUGCUCGGUGCCAGGGUAUUUGCAAGAGGAGAACUCGCUCUCCAAACAACAUUUCAUGGGCCUCUUGCUUACCCACUUCCACAUCCGCCCCUGCCUAUCUUCCAGCGGGUGCGACCACCGCAAUUGUCUGACGUGGAGUCAGGGUCACCGUACCACGAAUCCUCAUUCUACAAAAACACGAUAGCCAUGUUCACGGAUUGGACAUCCUAUCAGGCGUUAUUUUAUUUUUUGGUUAUCAAACCAAGUAUCACUUUGUUUCUAACCAUCCCUCUGCUGGUAGUGGUCCCCGUGUCGUAUGUGUUGGUGUUUCCCGCCCCAAUAGUUCUUAGAUUUGUUCGCAAGCUGGGAAUAUGGCAGGCCAAUGUUGCUGUAGAAGGGUUAUACUUGGCGGUGUCGUGA